AUGUCACUCGAGACGCUUGUUAAACAAUGGUUGUCAUGGGAUCGUGAUUCCGCAACGCGGAAGACAAUUGAGGAGCUCUGGCGCGAUCAAAAUACCGAGAAGUUACAACAGCUUCUUUGCACUCGUAUGGAAUUUGGUACUGCCGGCAUCCGCGGAAGGAUGGGAGCUGGAUUCAGUCAGAUGAAUUCCCUUACCAUCAUCCAAACUGCACAAGGCCUGUGUGCGUACCUGAAGUCGUCCUUUGCAGCAGAGGAGCUCUCUUCAAAGGGUGUGGUGAUUGGCUUCGAUGGUCGUCAUGGCAGCAAAGAUUUUGCGCGAUACUCUGCAAAUGUGUUCCUAAACGCUGGAAUUCGCACGUGUCUCUUUCGUCAGGUGGUGCCUACCCCCUUUGUGCCUUUUUCCAUUCGUCACUACGGUUGCUUGGCUGGUGUGAUGGUAACGGCGAGCCACAAUCCCAAGGAGGACAAUGGCUACAAGGUGUACUGGAGUAACGGGGCGCAAAUUGUUUCACCUCACGAUAAAAACAUCUCCAAGGCCAUUAUGGAAAAUCUAGCCCCACUCGAAUCCUCAUGGGAGACUGCACCAGGCGCUAUUGAUCCAUUUGAUGAGAUUUGGACUCAGUAUUUUGCCACGCUUGAAGCUGAAUACAAACCGCUGGCCUCUGGCUACCCCGUUAACCUCACAUACACUGCAAUGCACGGUGUUGGGUGCCCCUUCACUGUUAAGGCGCUGGAGACUGCAGGUGUUCCACGUAACUGCAUCCAUGUGGUCAAGGCGCAGGCGGACCCAGACCCGGAAUUCAGCACAGUGGUAUUCCCCAAUCCAGAGGAGGGUGCCGGAACUCUUACCCUCGCGAUGGAGACAGCAGCUGCAACGGACUCUCUUUACAUUCUGGCCAACGAUCCAGAUGCUGACCGACUCGCUGUUGCCGAAAAACAAAAAGACGGCAGCUGGCGCGUCUUCAAUGGCAAUGAAAUUGGCGCAUUGCUGGGCUGGUGGAUUGUCUUCCACGCUCGCCGUUGUGGAGAGACGUUGGAUAACUGCUACCUCAUUUCAAGCACAGUAAGCUCUAUGAUUCUUCGUUCCAUUUCCCAAAAGGAGGGAAUGCAUUUUGAGGAAACACUCACAGGAUUCAAAUGGAUGGGAAGCUUGGCGGAAAAUAUUCAGAAAACAUCAUCAGCGCGUGUUCUUAUGGCGUUUGAAGAGGCUAUCGGAUACAUGUGCGGAACACGCGUCUUCGACAAGGACGGUGUGACAGCUGCUGCCAUUGUGGCCGACAUGAUUUCCUACAUCAUGAAGGAAGAACACGGAAAGCGACUCUCAGAAAAGCUUAUUGAGGUGUUCCAGAUGUAUGGCUUCCAUUUCACUUGCAAUUCGUAUGUGAUUGCCAAGGAUCCCAGCCUUGUAAAGGAAAUGUUUAAGGCGAUUGCAACUAUGAACAAUGGGGCAUAUCCGACUGAAGUGGCAGGNUCCCAGCCUUGUAAAGGAAAUGUUUAA
Molecule: messenger RNA, 1497 nt
Organism: Trypanosoma grayi
Lineage: Eukaryota; Euglenozoa; Kinetoplastea; Trypanosomatida; Trypanosomatidae
Product: phosphomannomutase-like protein
Exons: 1
Coding region: 1-1497 (498 amino acids)
Biological process (GO): carbohydrate metabolic process; purine ribonucleoside salvage
Molecular function (GO): magnesium ion binding; phosphopentomutase activity
Source: RefSeq, a predicted model, not a curated record